Messenger RNA from Amborella trichopoda, 1562 nucleotides. RefSeq names its product RNA polymerase sigma factor sigD, chloroplastic. Gene Ontology annotation, biological process: DNA-templated transcription initiation; regulation of DNA-templated transcription. The record is from RefSeq and is a predicted model, not a curated record. Lineage: Eukaryota; Viridiplantae; Streptophyta; Magnoliopsida; Amborellales; Amborellaceae. Gene Ontology annotation, molecular function: DNA-binding transcription factor activity.
AAAAAAAAAAAAAGAAAGGGAGAGAGAGAGGUUCAUUGCAAUCCAAAUAUGCCCCAGUAACAGUAAACAAAAAUACAGAAAUAUCAGCAGGCAAACACCAAAAAUAUCCACCCCACACACUCAAAACCAUAUCUUUUUUUGAUCAUCCAAGCAAUGCAAUGGCCACUACCUCUCUCCUCCCCAACCCAUCUGCGAUUCCAACUUUCAACCCCACCACCACCAAGCCUCCUCCCAAAAGCACCCUCUUCUCUCUAUCUCUUCCCACCUCUUUCCCCUCUUCUUCUUCUCUAAAGCUUAGUUGUAAUGGAGCUGUGGACUCAAGCCAAGCCUUAGAGGAGAGAGAAACUAUUGCAGCCGCUGUACAAGCCAUUUCUCUUGCAAAGGCGGCAGCAGAGGCAGCACGAGAAGCAGUUGAAGCCACAGUUCGAGUUUCCGAUGGAAGCCACGAAUUGUCGAGGAGAGGUGAAUUUGCAAGUUGGGAAUGCGCCAGGCGUAGGAGGAAGAAGAAGAGGAAGAGAAGAGAGGAUAGAGAAAGUGCGGAAACGGAGCUUUCGGGGGUUUUACGAUCAGUCGGAUUGUUUGAGAAGUCAUCUUCCUCGGAGGACUACCUGACGAGGAGAGAGGAAGCAGAGUUCUCACUCUGCCUUCGGGAAGGGGCAAGGCUUGAGGGAAUUCGGAGGAAGCUUAGAGAGAAGAGAGGGAGAGAGCCAAGUCGGGGGCAAUGGGCAGAGGCAGUUGGGAUGAGAGAGUCGAGCAUGGAGAGAAGGUUGGGGAUUGCAAGGGAAUGUAGGAAUAGAAUCACUAACAGUUAUCGAAGAUUGGUCGUCUCCAUUGCUACUUCCUAUCCGGGCAAAGGCAUGAGCCUCAGCGACCUCAUUCAGGAAGGGAGCCUUGGGCUUCUUCGAGGGGCAGAGAGGUUCGACCACAGGAGGGGCUACAAGCUCUCCACUUAUGUAUAUUGGUGGAUCAAACAAGCCAUCAUCAAAGCCAUUGCAACCAAGUCAAGGAUCGUCAGAUUGCCUGGAAGCAUGUGUGCAACGGUGGCAAAAGUUUCAGAAGCGAGUGGGGUUCUUAUGUCGAGGCUUGGACGGAGGCCAAGCCAAGAGGAGAUUGCAGAGAAGACAGGCAUUGCGCUGAGCAGGGUGAGGCUUGUUACUGAGAGAUGUAGACUACCUCUCUCCAUUGAUCAACCCUUAGGAAGACAUGGAGACAUUUCACUCAAGGACAUAAUUGCUGGACCAGAGGAGACACGUCCAGAGGAAAUGGUGAAAAGAGAAUGGAUGAAGGGGACAAUGGAAAUGCUUCUGCAAACACUCAGUGAGAGAGAAGAAUGCAUAGUGAGAUUGCAGUUCGGGAUGAAUGGGGAAACCCCAAAAUCUUGUGAUGAGAUUGGGAGACUAUUGAACCUUUCCAGAGAGAGAGUCCGCCAAAUCCAUUAUAUUGCAUUAGCCAAGCUUAGGCAACAGCAUGCCACACAACACCUUAGACAUUUGUACCUGUCCAAAUGAUAUCACCAAUUCAAUGAAUUCAUUAAUACAGAAGCAAGUUAUUUUUUCUUCUUA